This is a messenger RNA of Paracoccidioides brasiliensis Pb18, 2643 nucleotides long. RefSeq lists its product as uncharacterized. Bases 1 to 2643 code for a protein of 880 amino acids. The transcript has 2 exons. The record is from RefSeq and is a predicted model, not a curated record. Gene Ontology annotation, molecular function: protein binding.
AUGGAAUGUGACGCGGCAGCGACAGCGGGCGCCAUACAGACACCAAGGCUACAACAAGUUGCGAAAUAUCGUGGAGAAUUUGCUCCUACGUCUGUCCUAGCAUCUUUCAAGCUGGAUGAAGGCUACUCGGACGAAACUAGAAGCCAAGCAGAAAAUGAGGUAGUUCAAUCAUCAGACGAAGGCCUAGUUCUCCCGAGUUGGAUGCUUACACUCAGCGAAACUGACAGAGCAGAAUUGGCUUUUAACAUAUUGAGAACCCUGCGCACGUCGUCAAUAGCUGCGGUCGUGGAUCGACUGACUCCCUUCCUCCACAUGGAUCCUGUGCUCAAACUUCCUCCCGAAAUCACAUCGGAAAUAUUCUCAUAUCUUGACACUUCCACUCUGCUUACUGCUUCACUUGCAUCCAAAUCGUGGAGAGAGAGAAUUAUAGAUUCCCGGCUAUGGAGGCAUCUCUAUACUCAAGAAGGAUGGCGCUUCGACAUGGAGGCGAUUCGAAAUUUCGAGCAAACCCUCUCCAAGCCAGUCUUUUCACAUAACCGGAAGUCAAGAACGAGGCGUUUGGAUACAGAUAAGGGGCAGCCAAAGCUAAAGCGACGUGUUCCACCAGGGUGGAUCGACUCGAAGAGAAAUUCCCGAAUUGAAAACGGCAGUAUGGAAGAUGCAAGUCCCCCAUGGAAUGAGCAGCAUGGAACGGUCGAAGCCGAUGGGAUUUCCACAUCGGAUAUUAGUGUCCUAGCUGAUGCGGAAGGCGACCACGAGAUGCGUGAUGCUAGCCAUGAUGACAACUCGGCUAGCUCUUCGUCAGAACAAAGCCACCCUCACCAACCUCUGGAACUUCGCGAUUUGCCCCACAGCCGAAAGUCCAGCCAGACUAACAACUCUGCGGAGUAUCAUUCAUUUCAAUCGUCUCCAACAGACAACAUUUCCCCUAUGGGGCCUCCACAACUCAUGAAGAACAUCAAUGGUACAUCUAGACUAAACUGGCCAUAUCUAUACAGACUACGACGAAAACUAGAAGACAACUGGAGGAAGGGACGCUAUACCAAUUUCCAGCUGCCACACCCAUCCUGUCCCUCACAGGCGCAUACAGAAUGCGUAUACACUCUCCAGUUUUCUGGUAAAUGGCUUGUGAGUGGCAGCCGUGACAGAACAAUAAGAGUCUGGAAUCUGGAAACAAGGAGGCUUAGAGGGAGCCCCUUGAUGGGGCACAGCAAGUCCGUUCUCUGUCUGCAGUUUGACCCUAGCCCACAAGAGGAUGUCAUUAUAUCUGGAAGCAGCGACAAGAGCGUCAUAAUUUGGCGUUUUUCCACUGGAGAAAAGGUUCAAGAGCUUGCCAAUGCGCAUGAUGACUCGGUAUUAAACUUGCGCUUCGAUAAUCGAUUUUUGGUGACCUGUUCAAAGGACAAAUCAAUAAAAGUUUGGAACAGACAGGAACUAUCGCCAACGGAUAAAAAUUAUCCCACCUUGUUCAAAGGCGCCAGUGCGAGAUAUCCGUCCUAUAUCGUCGAUACCUCUUUGAUAUCUCCUAGUGUGUUGGAAACCCAAAUCGCAAAUCGACUGGUCAAGGUUCUAUCACCUUACUCCUUACUUAUGACCCUUGAAGGCCAUGGAGCUGCCGUGAAUGCCAUUCAGAUCGACGAGAAUGAAAUUGUGUCUGCCUCGGGGGAUCGUUUAAUCAAAGUAUGGGAUAUACAUAAUGGGAUCUGUCGGAAGACUCUAAUCGGCCACAAGAAAGGCAUUGCGUGCAUCCAAUUCGAUAGUCGACGGAUUGUCAGUGGUAGUAAUGAUAAUACCAUACGAAUAUAUGACCAUGCCUCGGGGGCUGAAGUUGCUUGCUUGCAUGGACACCAUGGUCUCGUGCGGACAGUUCAAGCAGGUUUUGGAGAUCCCCCCGGGGCAGAAGAGACAUUGCGACUCGAAGCUAUGGCAGUAGACACUCAAUAUUGGAAGGCUCAACUACGUGGCGAUAUUCCUGAAUCAAGCUCAGCAAGCCGUCGCGAACGAAGGUCGCGGAUGGCUACAAUCGCAGGAUCCAAGAGUCCAAGCGACAUUAUUGCUCUGGGAGCUAAAAUUCCUCCUGGCGGCGGCGGAAGCACCUGGGGACGCAUUGUAUCCGGCUCUUACGACGAAACCAUAAUUAUAUGGAAGAAAGAUCUGGAAGGUAAAUGGGUAAUUGGGCAAAGACUUCGCCAGGAUGAAGCAGCGAGAGCAGCAGCGGCAAUCAGCUCUCAAGAUCAAAGCGCCCUGGCCAGUCAACAAAUUUCUCCGCUCCCUGGUCAAUCUCUUCAGCCUUCCGUUGCAGAGCAACCAGAGCCCCAAACUUCGCAACAAGACCCUCUUACGCCAGGAGCAAUGCAGCCCGAAAAUACUGCAAAUAAUAACGUACCGAAUCCCGUGGGCCCGGCGAUUGAUGCAGUCACUCAAGAGGCUCCCCCAGCACUUCAGCAAGUUCAAGCCCAGAUACUCGGCGCUAAUGUGCCCUUACCCCGUCCCGCAGCCCACCCAACCGCCAGAGUUUUCAAACUACAAUUUGACGCGCGGCAGCUUGUAUGUGCUAGUUUAGAUCACAAGAUUGUGGGAUGGGAUUUUGCGAACGGUGAUCCGGAGCUUGAAUGGGCUAGUCGAUUCUUCACUGGUCUUUGA